This is a messenger RNA of Colletotrichum phormii, 1269 nucleotides long. Its product is annotated as phosphoribosylamine-glycine ligase. NCBI's taxonomy places the organism in Eukaryota, Fungi, Ascomycota, Sordariomycetes, Glomerellales, Glomerellaceae. Gene Ontology annotation, biological process: purine nucleobase biosynthetic process. Bases 1 to 1269 code for a protein of 422 amino acids. Gene Ontology annotation, molecular function: ATP binding; phosphoribosylamine-glycine ligase activity; metal ion binding. The transcript has 4 exons. The record is from RefSeq and is a predicted model, not a curated record.
AUGAAGAUCCUCCUGAUCGGAAAGGGCGGCCGUGAACAUGCCCUUGCAUGGAAACUCACUCGGUCGCAAUCAGUUGAGCAUGUGUACGUUCUGCCAGGCAACGCAGGCACAGAAGCCCUGGCGAAAGCCUCAAAUUGCCGUGAGGUAGCGGUUGACGACUACAAUGGCCUCGUAGAGCUGUCAAAGAGUCUUGGGAUCGACCUCGUUAUCAUCGGCCCAGAUGACGCUAUUGUUGGAGGCAUGGGAGAUCACUUUCGGAGCAAUGGAAUUCGCUGCUUUGCCCCAAGUAAGAGAGCGGCCAUCAUCGAAGGCUCCAAGGACUUCGCCAAAGAUUUUAUGUGCAGACGCAAGAUUCCAACCGCGACCUACGAAACCUUCGACAAGGUUGAUUGCGACAAGGCUAAGGCGUAUGUACGAAGGUUGGGCCGCAGAGUGGUCAUCAAGGUGGACGGCCUUGCGGCUGGCAAGGGUGUCAUCCUGCCCGAGACCACCGAAGAGGCGGAGCAAGCCCUCGAAGACAUAAUGCUCAAGGACAAGUUUGGUGACGCGGGCGAGAUGGUGAUUAUUGAGGAAUACCUCGAGGGUUACGAGAUCAGCGUUCUUACCUUCACUGAUGGAACAUCGGUUCUGUCUCUGCCGCCUGGUCAAGACCACAAGCGGGCUCACGAUGGCGAUAAGGGGUUGAAUACUGGCGGCAUGGGGGUGUAUGCACCUGUUCCUUCGGUGACCGAGGAGCAGAUGGCAGAAAUCGAAGAGAAAAUCAUCCUGCCGACUAUUGUUGGCCUUGAGCUAGAAAGGAGACCAUUCAACGGUAUGCUCUUCACGGGAAUCAUGAUGACGCCCUCAGGUCCCAAAGUGCUUGAGUAUAACGCGCGCUUCGGAGACCCAGAGACGCAGAGCAUGGUGCUUCUGCUUCCAGACGAGACCUUGCCUGAGAUUAUCCUCGCCUGUGUGGAGGAUAGACUCGGUGACAUCAAGCUGGACACUCUUGCAGGAUUUGCCUGCAAUAUUACCGUUGCGGCAGAGGGCUACCCGGAAUCAUACAGGAAGGGCGAUCUAAUCCGAUUGAAGUCUACCUCUGAAGGUGUACAUAUUUUCCACGCCGGAACCGAACAGGUCAACGAUAAACUAGUCACAGCAGGCGGCCGCGUCCUGUCCGUUGCCGCGACGGGUGAAACCCUUGAGGAAGCAGUAUCAGCUGCUUACAAGGGUGUUGAGAGUGUUCAUUUCGAGGGCAUGUUCUACCGCAAGAAUAUUGCAAUGCGGUAA